AUUAUUAUCAUUUAUAGACGAAUAUGAGGAAGAUAUUUACCCUGCUGAGGCCUUUGACUUCCACGAUUACCGAUCGUCCAACUCAUCUGUCAGUCACCUGACUCCCAGAAGGCACCGCAGGGAGAUGGAGGAAGGGACCAGACGUCGGCGGUGCAGGAGGAAAGGCCGGCGGCAGAAGGCUCAGCCGCACGUUCAUUACGAGGCCGCGGAGUACUCCGUCGUGAACGUGGCUGGGAUAGUGUCGUUCUGGCAGCAGUCUGAUUGGUUCGCGCCUGAAGGCUGCUGGUUCGUACUGAAGACCGGUCACGUGAGAGUGAAGGAAGCGGGAGUCUAUUGGAUAUAUGCACAGGUAAGCUUCGACGACCGUAAGGACGCCGUGCGCGCCCAGGUGCUGCUCGGGGGGAGAGGCGACCGGCCCCCGACGCCAGUCCUGACGUGCGACGGUGACGAGCCGAUCACGGCGGGAAGGAGAACACGCACAUGUUACAUGGGAGGGAUCCGCAGACUGGACCGGAACGACAGGAUAAGUGUGGAGGCAUGGGGAGGCGUGAAGGCGGCACCGGACUAUACGUACUUCGGUCUACUCAAACUCGGGAUAUAGACGAACUUUUUACGAAACAUCAGCCACUUCACUUCUCUUCUCUUUUUUUUGCAAUCUGGUAGAUCUCGUCUUAGAGUUUGUUUGAUCUUGACUUCCCGACCCCAACCCGCAUAUCAAAUAUUAUAAUGAGUUUUGCUGUCUACAAGCAAAUAAACACAGACAGACAAAGAAGAAAUCGUUAGCGAAAACAUAACCUUCUUGGUGAAGGUAACAAGGAAAGUGGAAAGUUAUGUAUUCAAGUAGGUGAGCCUUUUUCUUAAUCAUUUGUACUUAUUCGUCUUUUAUGUGAUAUGCGUCUUUUGAUCAAUCGCCUUAACGCACACACUUGGAGGUUGGAGGUUUCACGUCAUUAGAUUGUUAUUUCCAUGUACUUUUACUAGGGGACGAAUAAAAGUAGAAGCGAUCUGUACGCGUUCAUAAAAACUUGUUUAUAGGAAGAUAUAUACAUGCUCUCACUAACGAGGAAAGGUGAUAUCAUCUUGCAGUGCCCAUAGGUAAGCCAGCCAUUGUACUACUAGUAUACUUGUGUACACAUUAUGCAAGAUGUUGAAAGUGAAAGUAAAAUUGCGAACAGAAGGAGGGAGCUAGUUACUCCCUUUAUAUCUCAAAAGGUGAAAGUAAGGAAGAUAGUAAUUUCUUGGUGUUUAUAUUUUCAUUGGUCUUUAUACGCUCUUGUAUAUCGGACGUUUU
Molecule: messenger RNA, 1291 nt
Organism: Branchiostoma floridae (Florida lancelet)
Lineage: Eukaryota; Metazoa; Chordata; Leptocardii; Amphioxiformes; Branchiostomatidae
Product: tumor necrosis factor ligand superfamily member 12-like
Exons: 4
Coding region: 125-601 (158 amino acids)
Biological process (GO): immune response
Cellular component (GO): membrane
Molecular function (GO): tumor necrosis factor receptor binding; receptor ligand activity
Source: RefSeq, a predicted model, not a curated record